This is a messenger RNA of Phymastichus coffea, 7947 nucleotides long. RefSeq lists its product as uncharacterized. Lineage: Eukaryota; Metazoa; Arthropoda; Insecta; Hymenoptera; Eulophidae. Gene Ontology annotation, molecular function: iron-sulfur cluster binding; iron ion binding; flavin adenine dinucleotide binding. Bases 478 to 6711 code for a protein of 2077 amino acids. The transcript has 26 exons. The record is from RefSeq and is a predicted model, not a curated record.
ACAAACGUGUCCGCGCGACGACGAGUUUGUUCGCGCUCCGGCAGAACUAGUAGCAGCAUUCGUGUGCAUUCGUGCGCGAACCGGUCGAGCCAACGGACACUCUGACGCUGUUACUGUUCCCUAAUCAUUUAUCUCUGAAUCCCCAGCCUUCUUCUGCAAAGAAAAACCAAUCAAAUAUCGCCAAGCACUCGAUCGUCGUGAUAAAUUCGCACAUUCGUACAGCAGCCACUGUAGGCAGGCAGAGCUGUGUGCUUUCAGCAGGCAGGAACGAAGGGGUUUAAGGGAGCCGGCUCUAACUGUGGACUCCCCCAGUGGUGUUUCUAUUGGAAUCUCUGUGUGCAGUUUUGCGGAGCAUCUGCUAUUGCCGGUGCAUCAAGGCGUUGAUUGCGUCGACAGUAGCAAGAGAAGGAGGUUGUCUCGCCGGGCAGUACUCGGCAGCAGCACUUUGACCAGACAGUCAUUUUAAGGUCGGCAAGUAUGAGCUACGGCGAGCCGUGGUCGCUUCCGGCGAAGCAGGGUCUCUACGAUCCGACGCUCGAGAAGGAUGCCUGCGGCGUUGGCUUCAUCGUCGCCAUCGACGGCAAGCGCUCUCACAAGAUCGUUCGCGAUGCGGAAACGCUGUCGGCGCGCAUGCAUCACAGGGGUGCUUGUGCCUGCGACAACGACACGGGCGACGGUGCCGGCGUACUCUGCGCCAUACCGCACCAGUACUACGCCGACGAACUUCGAGAGCAGCAGAAAAUCGAGCUGCCAGAGUUCGGACGCUACGCCACUGGAAUACUAUUCCUGGACAAGCAUACCCACAAGGAAUCGGAGAUAGCUUUCGAGAAACUUGCCAAGGAAUGCAACUUGCGAGUAAUCUGCUGGCGCGUCGUACCGACGGACAACUCUCACUUGGGCCAAGUGGCGAAGAAAUGCGAGCCGUACAUGCGUCAGGUGUUCGUGACCGGCGAUCAAGAAGUCGAAGCCUUGAACCGCCAGGUGUUUGUAUUGCGAAAGAAGUCCUCGCACCGCAUACCCAAGCCCGGCUUGAGGUACUACAUUUGUUCUCUGUCCUUGAAGACCAUCGUCUACAAGGGACAACUCACUGCUGAUCAAUUAUGGGCUUACUUCACCGACUUGAAGUCGCCAAAAUUCGAAACUUACCUGGCACUGGUGCACACGCGCUUUUCCACCAAUACCUUCCCAAGCUGGGAGAGAGCUCAUCCAUUACGAAUGCUGGCUCACAAUGGCGAGAUCAAUACUUUGCGGGGUAACGUGAAUUUUAUGAAGGCCCGCGAGGGCGUGAUGAAGAGCAGUGUAUUUGGUGAUCAACUGAAACAGCUCUACCCCGUGGUGGAGCCCAAUCUUUCCGACUCUGGUUCGGCCGAUUGCGUGCUCGAGUUUCUCGUCAUGGCCGGUCAACGUUCAUUACCCGAGGCUGUGAUGACAAUGGUACCAGAAGCAUGGCAGAAUGACUUGACAAUGGCUACGGAGAAACGAGAUUUUUAUCACUGGGCAGCGUGCGCGAUGGAGCCGUGGGACGGACCAGCGCUUCUUACCUUCACCGACGGCCGCUACAUCGGUGCUAUACUCGACAGAAAUGGCCUGCGCCCAUCGCGCUUCUACGUCACUAAGGAUAACAUGAUGGUGAUGGCGUCCGAAGUGGGCGUCUAUGACACUCCGCCCAGCAAUGUUGUCCUCAAGAGCCGCUUGAAGCCUGGAAGAAUGUUAUUGGUUGACACCGAAGAAAAGCAAAUCAUCCAGGACGUGGAGUUAAAAUUGAAAAUUGCCCGCAGCCGGCCUCACUCCUUGUGGCUGAAAAAUCAGAUAACCAUGAAUGAGUUGCGUGAAGCUUAUGCGGCAACUGAAAACAACAGUGCGCAAAAUAACAUUGAAAACGGCACCGCCAACGCUUUAGUGCCUAAGAACGGAGUUUCAAAAAACGGCAUCUCUGCAGUUAACCGCGUUUGGGGUGGUGAUAAACGCAUCGCUCUGUUUGGAUAUACACUUGAAACCAUUAACCUACUUCUAUUGCCGAUGAUCAAGACCAAAAAAGAAGCUCUAGGUUCUAUGGGUAAUGAUGCACCUUUGGCAUGCCUUUCCGAGUUCCAGCCGCUUUUAUAUGAAUAUUUUAAACAACUUUUUGCACAAGUAACUAAUCCUCCAAUCGAUCCAUUCAGAGAAAAAAUCGUAAUGUCACUUUUAUGUCCGAUUGGUCCAGAAAGUAACAUUUUAGAACCCAAUGAAUUGUUUGUCCAUCGUUUAUUUUUAGACCAACCAAUUUUAUCCCUGCAUGAUAUUGAAGUUAUUAAAAAUACAAACUACCGUGGCUGGCAGGCCCAGGUAGUUGACUGCACCUAUCCCAAGUCUGAAGGUCCUAACGGCUUACUAAAGACUUUGGAUAGAGUUUGCCAUGAAGCCAAUGCCGCCGCUAGGGCAGGCUACCAUUUAAUUGUUUUGUCUGAUCGCCAAGCUGGUCCGGAAAGAGUUCCUGUGAGCAUUUUAAUGGCACUCGGAGCUACUCAUCACUAUUUAAUUGAAGAAAGACAACGUAUGAAAGUUGGAAUUAUUUUAGAAACUGGUGAAGCUCGCGAAGUCCACCAUAUGUGUGUUUUACUUGGCUAUGGAGCAGACGGCAUUUGUCCGUACUUGGUAUUUGAAAUGGCCAAGAAUUUAAGAGCUGACUAUGUGUUAGAUGAUUCAAUGGCUGAUGAAGUCAUUUUCAAGUGUUACGCUGAAGCUAUGGAACGUGGUAUUGCCAAAGUGAUGGCCAAGAUGGGAAUUUCAACUCUGCAGUCUUAUAAAGGAGCUCAAAUCUUUGAAGCAGUCGGGCUAUCUGAUGAAGUUAUAGAAAAGUGCUUUAGAGGGACGCAUUCUCGAAUUGGCGGUGUGAACUUUGAUACUUUGGCAAGAGAAGGCUUCGCCCGACAUCGUAUGACUUACUGGGACGACAGUUUCGAUACUGUGGUUAUAAAUAAUCCUGGAGUCUACCACUGGCGAGCUGGCGGAGAAAAACACAUCAACGAUCCUCGUAGCAUUGCUAGUCUUCAAGAGUACGUCAACUCGAAAAGCUGGAGUGCUUAUGAAACCUAUCGCAAGACGUCCAUGGAAGUUGUCCAAGCCUGCACACUUCGUGGUCAACUCGAAUUCGUUAAAGACUGCACUCCGGUCGAUGUAUCCCUCGUGGAGCCUGCUGCAGAAAUUGUUAAACGCUUUGCAACUGGUGCGAUGAGUUUCGGUAGUAUUUCCUUAGAAGCCCAUCAGACUCUAGCUAUUGCCAUGAAUAGGAUUGGCGGCAAAUCUAAUACUGGAGAGGGUGGUGAAAAUGCUGAUAGGUAUCUCAAUCAAGACCCACAGUUCAACAGGCGAUCAGCCAUUAAGCAAGUAGCUAGUGGUCGGUUUGGAGUAACUGCAAGUUACCUUGCCAAUGCUGACGAUUUGCAGAUUAAAAUGGCUCAAGGAGCUAAGCCCGGAGAAGGUGGCGAAUUACCGGGAUACAAGGUAACAGCAGACAUUGCCUCGACUAGGCAUUCUGUACCAGGAGUUGGUUUGAUUUCUCCGCCACCUCAUCACGACAUUUACUCCAUCGAGGAUUUAGCUGAAUUGAUUUACGACUUGAAGUGCGCAAAUCCUAAUGCAAGAAUAUCUGUGAAACUUGUAUCGGAAGUUGGUGUUGGCGUUGUGGCAUCUGGUGUAGCCAAGGGUAAAGGCGAACACGUCGUUAUAUCUGGACACGAUGGUGGCACCGGAGCAAGUAGCUGGACUGGUAUUAAAUCUGCAGGACUUCCAUGGGAAUUGGGAAUCGCUGAAACUCAUCAAAUUCUCACAUUGAAUAACCUUCGUUCUCGGAUGAUUGUUCAAGCUGACGGACAGAUGCGUACUGGCUUCGACAUUGUAGUUGCAGCUUUAUUGGGUGCCGAUGAAUUCGGUCUCAGUACAGCUCCUCUUAUUGCCAUGGGAUGCACGAUGAUGCGGAAAUGUCACCUCAACACUUGUCCCGUUGGCAUCGCUACUCAAGAUCCAUUUUUGCGAAAAAAGUUUAGUGGCUCUCCUGAACACGUUAUCAAUUUCUUCUUUGCUUUGGCAGAAGAUGUGCGUGCUAUUAUGGCUUCAUUCGGGAUCACCAAGUUCCAGGAUCUUAUUGGUCGCACUGAUUUACUUAAAGUUCGAGAAAAUAUUACUUUAGAAAAAGCCAAGAUGCUUGAUUUGUCCAUGGUUCUACGCAAUGCCUUAGAGUUGAGACCUGGAGUAAAUAUCAGAGGUGGCACUAUUAAACAAGACUUUCAACUGGAACAAAGAGCUGAUAACAUUUUAAUCGAAAAGGCAACUUUUGUACUUAAUGGCCAGGAGAAAAACGUGACAAUCGAAAUGAAUAUCAACAACGAAACUAGAGCGUUUGGCUCAACUUUGAGUUACCACAUUGCCAAAAAAUUCGGAGAAGACGGUCUCCCUAAACACAGUAUCAACAUCAAUCUUAAGGGGUCUGCAGGUCAGAGUUUCUGUGCCUUCUUGCCGAAUGGAGUUCACGUUACUUUGGAGGGCGAUGCCAAUGACUACGUUGGAAAGGGUCUUUGUGGUGGAGAAAUUGUCAUCUACCCGCCCAAAGAGUCAGAGUUCAAUUCCGAGGCGAACGUGAUCGUAGGUAACGUUUGCAUGUAUGGUGCUACUUCAGGCCGUGCCUACUUCCGUGGUAUUGCUGCUGAAAGGUUCUGUGUGAGGAACAGCGGAGCGGUGGUCGUCGUUGAAGGCGUUGGUGAUCAUGGCUGUGAAUACAUGACUGGUGGCUGUGCCCUAAUUUUGGGACUGACUGGUAGAAAUUUUGCCGCAGGAAUGUCUGGCGGUAUUGCUUAUGUUCUCGACGUCGAUGGCUCGUUUAAAAGCAAAUGCAAUCCAGAAAUGGUCGAACUACUGCCACUUAAUGGUAAAAAAGAUGUAGAUUACGUGCAAGAGUUGUUGGAGGAGUUUGUAGAAAAAACUGGAUCUUUGAUUGGCAAAGAGUUGCUUGACAUUUGGCCAGAACCCACCAAUCGAAUCUUCAAGGUAUUUCCGUAUGAAUAUCAGAGAGCUUUAAAGCAAUUAGAAGAAGAACAAGCACUGAAAGAUGAAGAAAAACUCAAAGAAAAGCAGUCAAACGAGAUUGUUGCCGUAUCAAAUGGUCAGUCAGAAGCUGUGAUAGAUAUAGAAGAUGUUGUUGCCGAUGCUGACAUCGCACAAAAGAAACUUGAUAAAAUUAAGGGCUUUAUGAAAUACAAACGGCAGACUGGAAUGUAUAGACAAGUCGAUAAACGAGUCGAAGACUGGGAUGAAAUUUACAACUUUCAAGGAGUACGAAAAGGGCUAAAAGUCCAAGCUGCUAGGUGCAUGGAGUGUGGUGUUCCAUUCUGCCAAAGCAGCCACGGCUGUCCUCUCGGAAAUAUCAUUCCAAAGUGGAACGAUCUUGUUUUCCAAGAUAAUUGGAAGGAGGCGCUCAACCAGCUACUUCAGACCAAUAAUUUUCCAGAAUUUACAGGAAGAGUUUGCCCAGCACCUUGCGAAGGAUCUUGUGUUCUAGGCAUUUCUGAGCCUGCAGUCACAAUAAAAAAUAUUGAGUGUGCAAUUAUUGAUCAUGCCUUUGAACAAGGAUGGAUUGUCCCUCACCCACCAAUCAAUAGAACAGGUAAAUCAGUUGCUGUGAUUGGCUCAGGCCCUGCGGGUCUUGCCGCUGCUCAUCAAUUAAACAAAGUCGGACACUUGGUCACGGUAUACGAGAGAAACGACAGAGUUGGUGGACUUCUGCAGUACGGCAUACCGACAAUGAAACUUUCAAAGGAAGUCGUACAGAGGCGAGUUAAUCUGCUGAUUCAAGAGGGCAUUACUUUUAAGACAGGCGUUAAUGUUGGAAAAGAUGUAUCAGCAAAAGAACUGCACGAGCAAUACGAUGCCGUUUUAAUCUGUACUGGAGCAACUUGGCCAAGAGAUCUACCUAUUCCUGGUAGGCAACUGCAAGGAAUUCAUUUUGCCGUUACCUUUUUGGAGCAUUGGCAGAAAAAACAGAUGGGAAAUAAGGAUCCGCUAAAGCCAGAAUUGAUGGCCAAAAAUAAAGAUGUUAUUAUUAUUGGUGGUGGAGAUACCGGUUGUGAUUGUAUAGCUACGUCUUUGCGACAGGGAGCUAAAUCCAUUGUUACAUUCGAAAUUUUGCCUGAACCACCAAAGAAUAGGGCAGACGAUAAUCCUUGGCCACAGUUUCCAAGAAUAUUUAAAAUGGACUAUGGUCACGAAGAAGUUGUUCACAAAUUUGGCCAAGAUCCUCGAAAGUUUAGCACUCUGAGCAAGGAGUUUCUUGACGAUGGAAAAGGCAAUGUGACUGGUAUCAAAACGGUCAAUGUUGAGUGGACAAAGGAUAAUGCUGGCCGAUGGAAAAUGGAUGAAGUUCCUAAUUCUGAUAAGGUAUAUAAAUGUGAUUUAGUUUUGCUUGCAAUGGGUUUCUUGGGUCCUGAAAAGUACAUGGCUGAAGAGUUGGAAACAAAAAUGGAUGCACGUGGAAACUAUGAAACCCCUGUUGGCAAGUACAUAACCAGUGUACCUGGAGUAUACGCAGCUGGAGAUUGCCGUCGGGGUCAAUCGCUUGUCGUGUGGGCUAUAACCGAAGGUAGGCAGGCGGCUCGCGAUGUUGACUUGGCCUUAAUGAAGCAAACCUGUCUCCCUGUUAUCGGAGGUGUUAUGAUUCCUGCUGCUAUUAAUGGACAUUAAAAACUAUUCUUCCAAUUUUAUGGAUUAGAUUUUGCAUACACGCACUACAAUGUUUUUUGGAUCCCACUCUAAGGAGGACAGUUUUUGAAAUAUAUAACUAUUUCGUUUUGCGCAGCUACGAGAUCUGAUUAUACAGAAUUUGAGAAUUAAUUAGUCGAGAUAGAAAUAUAAUUUAUUUUAAAUAAAUUUUAUUUCCCAGGUCACUUUUGGUAUCGAUAUGAAUGACAUACCGAUUAGUGCGUGCAUAUUAAUUUCUAUAAUUACGCGGAAAUACUUAGGACCUAUCAUGGUCUAUCUUGAAGCAGUAUCGUGAUUGCUUUAAAAUAUAUUUAUAAAACUUUUAAAUUGCUAACCGCUACGCAACGAUUUCAAUUAGUUCAUAACUGUAUUGCAUAUUAAGCAAUAUACAAUGCUUCUAAACUGCAAGAUUCGCAAAAUUUACGAUCGCUUCAGACGGUCAGACGCUUUGCAUUCCUCAAAAUAUAUGUUUUUGUGAAGCACAGUCGGUAGUCGAAAAGUCUACUUUUUGGAAGAUUACAAUUAAAUAUGAGGUCCUAUAUCUUUACACGUCCGUCUGAGUAAUAGGAAUUUUCAAUUUAUUCAACGGAAAUGUCGACUUAACAUAAAGAAAGGCUGGUGAAAUGUGCGUCCAUGCGUUGUUAAACAUAUAUAGUAAGCUGCAUGUUUGUUGAUAAUAUUAUACUAUUAAACGUCAAACGAUAGCUUGAAAAACUAUAUACAUUGUUCGCAAUGAGUUUGAGACGCGUUGCUGCUACGAGAAUGAUACUUCUACACUCUGGAUUGAAUAAUUUUUAUUUAAAUGAGACGUCCUUUUGCGUGAAUUGAAAAUGGUCAAUUACCUCUCUACGCCUUGAAUCCCACCAAUCAUAGUAUUGUUUAAGCGAUAAUAUUGUGCAGAGAGGCUGGAACUGCCGGCUCGUGAGAUAUACGUCAGUACGAUUUGUUCUUUUUUGUUAUUUUCAUAGUUCUAUUAUUCUUAGUUGUAAGAAACGUAUGAAUUAACGUAAUUUUACAUUAAUAUACACUAAUUUAUUUAUCAACAAUUGUAGUAUCAAAAGCACGUAAAAUUUAUUUUUCAUUAACCUUCAAAUUCUAUACGAACAAGUUUUUUCAGUCGACAGUUGUUUUUUUAAUAUUGUCAUUUGUAAUAAUAUUGUGAAUUUACUUGCAUAAAUAAUAUAAAAACUAUCAAGACAAUAAAAUUAUAUUAAAUGU